Molecule: messenger RNA, 1162 nt
Organism: Sphaeramia orbicularis (orbiculate cardinalfish)
Lineage: Eukaryota; Metazoa; Chordata; Actinopteri; Kurtiformes; Apogonidae
Gene: nicn1
Product: nicolin 1
Exons: 7
Coding region: 122-778 (218 amino acids)
Cellular component (GO): nucleoplasm
Source: RefSeq, a predicted model, not a curated record
UUACAACCAGGAAGUAACACACAGACAGCAGCUUUAGCAUGCUAGCAUUUGCACUCGCACUUUUUAGUACUUGACAUCUUUUUUCCGUCGACCCGGACAUAAUAUCUGACAAAGACAGAAUAUGAGCGGAAACAGUGAUGACAUCAAGCCUAUUUCCUGCACAGUUAAACCUCCAGUCUUCCUGCAGAUCGGAGAAACCAAAACAGACACGUCCCGGUCCGGUGUGUGCGUUGUCGACGUUUCCCUCCCGUUUGGAAAACCUGUCAAUAUCGAGGAAAUCACUUUUAAGAACUACUACACAGCUUAUGUGACGGUGCGUCUGCUGAGGCGGAGCCCCGGGCAGGAGGCGGCGGCCAAGUGGUGGACCGCUCUGAGAGACCUCCCCCUGAUGGACAACCCCCACACUGAGGGCGGAUCCCAGGACUACUUCUCCAUCCACAGGACACAGAUGAAGGUGGAGCCGGACCAUGUGGUGUCUGUCAGACUGAUCCUGAGGCAGCCGUCUUCUGCCUGGCUGACCUUUAACCUCGAGGAGAUCAAAAUCUUCCGUUUCAUGGAACCAGACCCAGAGAAGGAGGUUUCGGACUGGCUGUCGGACCUGACCCUGGUGGACCAGCAUCCUGAUCUGGAGGGCCUCCCAGACCCACAGACUGUCUCGUCCAGUAUCCAGCAGAUGUGGGCUCUAACGGAGGUGAUGCAGACCAACCAGACCACCGCCUCCAUUGGACGCUUUGAUGUCGACGGCUGCUAUGAUAUCAACCUGCUGUCCUUGACAUAACACGGCCGCGGUGCUCUUCCGUGCAUAUACAGAUCAGCUGACGGACAUGUUGAAGAGCGCACUGUGGUGCAUGAAGGACUGAUGAAGAAGAGCUCAUCACACAUUCAUCCUGUCUCCUGUUAUCAAACAUGUAUUAUGUAUAUGAUACUGGACCGCCUGGGGCCAGUAUCACCACUACUAGGAAAACAUCCACCCUGCUGCUUCUGAAGACUGUAAAGGAAAUUAUUGUUUUGAAUGUUUUAUUUAACAAUAUUUAUUGAGCUAAAGACAGUAACAGAAAAACUGCUUAAACUGCUGCAUAUAUAAUGUCAUCCUACAGUAUUCUGUUUAAACCGUUAAGUACUGUUUUACUCUCAUGGAUGCAAAUAAACGUAUCUCACUGUA